AUGAGAGUAUCUGCCUUGCCAGCUCAAGCGCCUGCAAUCACGGGCUCGACUACAGCCAAACGCAGGGGUCGCAAAUCUAACAAAACGCCGACUAUACACAAAUGCAUUAUUACAGGCUGUAGUUCCGAAUUUGACAGGAAAUAUACCCUACAGCAGCACAUAUUCACUCACCUCCCCAAAAGUCAACGGCCCUUUGCUUGCACUCAUGAGGGAUGUUCCAAGAGGUUCAACCGGUGGGCUGAUAAAAUGCGCCAUGAGCGAGUUCAUACGGGCGAGUCUUCCUUUCAAUGUAAAUUUUGUGAAACCAGCUUCAGUCGACCCGACGCUCGUUUGAAUCAUUAUCGUAGAGUCCACAGAGAAUAA
Lobosporangium transversale is the source of this 363-nucleotide messenger RNA. RefSeq lists its product as hypothetical. The record is from RefSeq and is a predicted model, not a curated record. Gene Ontology annotation, cellular component: nucleus. The transcript has a single exon. Gene Ontology annotation, biological process: regulation of transcription by RNA polymerase II. Bases 1 to 363 code for a protein of 120 amino acids. Gene Ontology annotation, molecular function: DNA-binding transcription factor activity, RNA polymerase II-specific; RNA polymerase II cis-regulatory region sequence-specific DNA binding. Lineage: Eukaryota; Fungi; Mortierellomycota; Mortierellomycetes; Mortierellales; Mortierellaceae.